AUUUCAUUCUUUUUUUUUCUUCGUGUUGUCGUCGUCCGUCUGUCGCUGCCUGCGCUGACGUCGCAGUCGCAGUCGCUGUCGCUGUCGUCGUCGCUGUCGAGGUUUUUGCGCUAUCGCUGUGAACAGCGCUGUCAGCGUCACGUAUCCGUUCGGUACUCAGUCUUGUGAAGACAACCGGCAGAUAGAGACGACACCAAAUCAAACCAAAUCAAAUCACAAAUAAAACCGAAUUCGAAAAUCAUCUAACCAAGGAAUAACUGCUCUAAAAUAUUACGCAUACGCAACGUGUGCCACAAAUAAAAAAAAAAGACAUUGAUCUCAUCAAAUCGCUUUUACGCUCUCUUUCUGCCAUGUCGCGUCGCGUUGUUGUCUCGCUCUUGUGUUGCAUAUGAUUUGCUGUUUUUAUUAUUAUUUUUAUUUACUUGAAACACUUUUUGCAUUGUGAUAACUUUAGAAGAGGAGAAACGUGAAACGAAGACGUUUGUUAACUUUGUAAAAAUUGAACGGCUUCAAAAUGAUAUUCGAUCGUUAUGUUAUAUCAGGCUCCAACGGUGACAACGGCGACUACGAUCCGAGCGUGGUGCGGCAUCAUCAUCACCAUCAUCAUCAUUUGGAUCUGAGUGCAACGACGCAUCACGGUUCAACAGGAUUCUCGGGUUUGCCGCCGGCGCAUUUAGCUGCCACACUUGGCAGCCCAAGUUCAUCGGGUGGUCGCCCCGAUUCGGAUUCAUUUGUUGCUCGCCACCUGCCACCGACGAUAUCGCCUCCCUCGCCCACAUCGUCGACCAGCAGCAACAACAUGCAACGCCAGCAACAGCAACAACAGCAACGUCACUUGCGUCCCAAUUCAUCAGCCGCUGCUGCCGUCGCCGCCUCGGCUGCUGCCUCGCUUUCGGCCUCCAGAGCGGGACUCGAACAUCUGCUGAGCGAUGAGCACGCGGAGCGUCUGCUGAUCGAUAUGGCGAGACUCCGCGAGCCCGUCUCCAAUCUCGAUAUUCGUGAUAAUGGCGUCUUUGCCAAGACUUAUCUGCCCCGCGGCACCCGCUACGGACCCUUUCCCAUGCAUCUCUGCCAGCAGCCCAGCGAACGACAUUUGGCCUGGGAGGUAAUUGCUGGACCGCUGUUUCAUGGCUGGCUCGAGCCCUCAGCGGAUGUGGCCACAUGGCUGAAAAAAAUACGCGCCGUGCAAAUCGAUGAAAUCGAAGAGGCUAAUUUAAGGAACUUUAUCAUUGCCGGCUAUCUGUGGUACGAGACGAAGCGGGAUGUGAAUGCAGGCGCCGAAAUUGUGGUCGAUGCACGUCCCAAAAGUCCCUACGAUAUCAGUGACAGUUUUCCUGGCGCCGGAGUGGGGGGAGGUGCGGCGGCGGCUGCCGCAGCAGCAGCAGCGGUGGCAACAGUAGCCAACAACAACAAUAACAACAAUAGCAGUAGCAACAACAACAACAAUAGCUUAUUAAGCAACGAUGAUCGCAGUGAUCGAGAUAAUGGUUCCCAUUAUAGCGGUGACGAGUACACCAAGGAGAAGAAGGGCGAUAACGAUUUUACAGACGACGAAAACGGUUUCGAUAUACGCUGUGAGGUCUGUGAUAAUGUCUAUACGGAUUUAGAACGUCUGGAUGAUCAUUUGGUUGGCGCACAUCAUUUCAAGCGUGGAGAAUUCGCCUGCGAACUUUGUGGCCAACGAUUCUGCCAUCGUCCUUUGCUAAUCAAACACGGAGCUAUCGCCCACAACAAUAUCCGGAAAUAUUCCUGCGAAAACUGUUCCAAGGUAUUCUGUGACCCAUCGAAUCUACAGCGUCAUAUUCGCGCCUAUCACGUUGGAGCUCGCAGUCAUCCGUGUCCGGAGUGCGGCAAGACAUUUGCCACCUCGUCGGGGCUGAAGCAACAUCAGCACAUCCACUCAUCGGUCAAGCCCUUUGUCUGCGAAGUCUGCUUCAAGGCGUACACGCAAUUCUCGAACCUGUGUCGCCAUCGUCGCAUGCACGCCGAUUGCCGUGUUCAAAUCAAUUGCAAGAAGUGCAACACCAGCUUCAAUUCGGUCACCUCGCUCUCUAAGCACAAGAAAUUCUGCGACACCACCGAAACUUUCCGGAGUCAUCAUCAUUCACAGUCGCGACUGCAUCAUAAUCAUCACCAUCAUCAUCAUCAUCACCAGCAGCAGCAGCAGCAACAGCAGCAGCAACAACAACCGCCACCUUUGAUCUUGCCACCUGGUGCUCAUCAGCGUCUUGCCGCAGCUGCCGCCGCCGCCUCGAACAGCAGCAACACUAACAGCAACAACAGCAACUCUAAUCCCAACCCUAACUCGAGCAGCGAUUCUGCAAGUUCAGCAAACAUGGCGACGCCACCAAAUCAUCUGUUUAUGAUGCGUCCGAGCUCCUCGUUCUUUGCCAGCUUUCCACACUACGGCCUGCCCAACUUCUUUACACCCGGCCUGCAGCAAGCGGGCAACUUUCCGCUGCCGCACAUGUUUCCCAAUCAUCCGCAGCUGGCGGAAAUGGGUCGCGGUAUAGGACCGCUCAUGUUCCCCAAUGCCGCCUUCCAGCAGCAACUGCAGGCUGCGAUGAACAUCAAGGCGGAGGAUUCGCCAUCGCGGCUCAAACGCGAUUCCAGUUCACCGGAGCAGCGGAAAUUGAUCAAGUCCGAAACGCAGGUCAGCGACGAGGAAGAGGAGGAGGAGGAAGUUGAAGACGAGCUGCUGGAGCAUGAAGUGGAACAGGAUGCAGAGCUACAGCUGAAGGCGGCAGCCAACCUGAAGCUCGAUUCGAGUAAGAUCAAAAGAGAAGGAACAUUGCAAGCGGAUGAGGAGGAGGAAGAGAAUGAUCCGGACAAUGAUAGAAAAUCCAUUGACAUUGUCAGCACUCCGCCGCCCGUCGAUGGCGAUUCCGAGCCGGAAGCUGAGCCGGAGAAAAGCAGCGCUGAGUUGCCCCUGGACUUGUCCAUUGCCAGUCGCAAGCGUCGCAGCUCCGCCAGCCUCAACUAUAUGCCGCUCACGAGUCGCACGCCCACGCCCGAGUUGGAGCAACCGCCUCCAGCGAAGCUGGCCAAGCACAGCAACAACAACAGCAACAACAACAGUUCGGCGGAAUCCUCGUCCACCUCACGGCUGUCCUACAAGGGCAGCAGUCCAACGCAUAGCGCCAGUGCGUCGCCAGCACCGCACAGCACUCCCUCGCCUCCGAUCAGCACCGGGGGUGAGCUGAGCAGCAUGUCGGAGAGUGCGGCAGCAGCCACAGCAUCCGCAACCGCAGCUGCAGCCGCUGCAGUCUCCGCCUUGGCUUGUCCACGUCCUCAGAUGCAUCCGCAUCUGCUGUUGGAGGAGCUGUAUCGCAAUCGUUUCUCAACGCCACCGUUUCCUUUUUUAGGCCAAAUGGGCGGACGGCCAGGUAUUGAGUCGCCACUUGCUGGAGCGUUUGCUCCGUGCAGCAGCGUCUCACGUCAUCUGUCGUGUCCGCCCGAGCACACUUUCCGCAAAGCGUUGCGUGCCGCCGGCCUCUCAGCCGCUUGUCCCCCCAUCGCCGCCAGCCACAGCAGCAGCGGAGGCGGUGGAGGUGGUGGAGGUGGAGGAGGACGCUUAAAGGAUCGCUACACGUGCAGGUUUUGUGGGAAAGUGUUUCCGCGUUCCGCGAACCUCACGCGACAUCUGCGCACACACACCGGGGAGCAACCGUACAAAUGUGAGUACUGCGAUCGCUCGUUCAGCAUCUCGUCGAAUCUGCAGCGUCAUGUGCGCAACAUCCACAACAAGGAGCGACCCUUCAAGUGCGAGAUCUGUGAUCGCAGCUUUGGCCAGCAGACGAAUCUCGAUCGGCAUGUGAAGAAACACGAAGCGGAUGCCGCUGGCUUCGAGUAUCACGAUUCGCCCAGUUCUAAUGAGGCCAAGGAGCGCGAUGAGGCCUGCUUCGAUGAUAUUCGUUCGUUCAUGAAGGGCGUGUACACGCCCACAAGUCUUGGGGGUGCCGAUGGCGAUACGGAGGAAUAUGCGGGCAGUGAUGAUCAGUUGUCGGUGUCGACGCGACAAUCGGCUAAUUUCGACAAGGAAUUGCUGGUCAACAAUAACAACAACAACACUGACAACAAUCACAAUAGCAACAGCAGCAGCAGCAGCAACCACAACAGCACCAGCAACAACAACAAUAAUCCCACAGCUCUGAGCGAAACGAUCGCAGUGAGCACCUAAGAAAGUCAGAAAGAAAAAAAUCAAACAGGGAAGUUUUCCUGCUACUAAAAAACUUACUUUAAACUUUUACUUAAGCGUGUGCCUCCAAGAGGGAAAAACUAAUCGUUAAGUAGUUCGCAUUUUCCUUCUAGAUACUUAUUUAUCAAUGUAACUAACAUAAAUUCAACAACAACAAAAAAAAAAAAUACUAAAAAAAACUUUGAAAAAAAAAACAAUUUAACUACUCGUAGCUAUGCAAUCAAUGGAAAAAGACGGUGAAGUAAACACAAGAAAAACUAAAAAAAAAAUAUAUAUAUAUA
Messenger RNA from Drosophila albomicans, 4479 nucleotides. Its product is annotated as transcription factor hamlet. The transcript has 8 exons. Gene Ontology annotation, cellular component: PcG protein complex; transcription regulator complex; nucleus. Gene Ontology annotation, biological process: regulation of transcription by RNA polymerase II. The record is from RefSeq and is a predicted model, not a curated record. The coding region runs from base 515 to 4180 and encodes 1221 amino acids. Lineage: Eukaryota; Metazoa; Arthropoda; Insecta; Diptera; Drosophilidae. Gene Ontology annotation, molecular function: DNA-binding transcription activator activity, RNA polymerase II-specific; RNA polymerase II cis-regulatory region sequence-specific DNA binding.